Oikopleura dioica is the source of this 987-nucleotide messenger RNA. The record is from the annotation of a GenBank genome assembly. Lineage: Eukaryota; Metazoa; Chordata; Appendicularia; Copelata; Oikopleuridae.
AUGCGCGAUCGGGGCUGGAUCGAAAAGAUAACCCCGAAAACGAAGCGUUUUCACUGUGGCGCGAAAUCAGACGCCAACGACGACGACAUUGACAAAUCAGAUGACGAUCUCGAUGAAGACGAUCUUGAUGAGCGCGAGAUCCUCAUCUCGCGAGCGCUGCGCGACGUGGAGCCCCACCUUCAAUUCGUGCCCUUACAUCGAAUUGAUUUCAAUCACAUUCCCAAGGAAAUUGUGCUCAAUCACUUUCCAAAGGCACAGUUCGUCACCAAAACUGGCUUGACUCUCGCUCUCAAGAACAUGGCCUGGUUCAGUGAUCGCCAUGCGGACGAAUUUUAUCCACGAUGCUACAUACUCGGAGACAAGGAUGAUAAUGCUGCGUUUCAAGACGACUUCCGAACUUGUGCGAUGACGGCCUUCCUAAAGAGUGCCGAGAGACAGAACAAAGCCGUGCAUCAAGAUGAUUACAUUGAAGUCACUCCUCCAGGUUUUGUCGAGGAGUGCUUUUUAGAAUUCGCCCUUGAAAUCUUCCAAAAGCACUUCGAGUUCCAAGAAGAAGGAAGCAUUGCUGAGUCAAUCAUCACGCUUGCAAAGCAAACUUCCAUAAAUAUGGAGGAGGGUGAAAGCACGGAACAGUGGAAUAAGUUCUUAGAAGCCUUUUAUAAAGUCGCUUAUUCUGGAUAUCACAUCGCAGGUGCCAAAGAAAGGGCCGAUGAUAUUUCGAAUGCGCUUUCUUCGUAUUAUAUGCGAAACCCACAAGCCGAAAUUGAAGGCGAGAAGAAUCUAUGGAUCGUCAAGCCUGGUGCAAUGAGCCGAGGUCGGGGAAUCGCUGUCUACAAAAACUUGAAGGAAAUCACGGAUAUUCUUGGGCCUGAUUUGACUGUAAUUGCCAACAACCGCUGGGUGGCGCAAAAAUACAUCGAGCGCCCCUUGCUCAUCAAUGGUGUCAAAUUUGAUAUUCGGCAGUGGUUUCUUAUUACAGGGCAGUGA